This is a messenger RNA of Grosmannia clavigera kw1407, 1005 nucleotides long. RefSeq names its product putative apospory-associated protein c. Gene Ontology annotation, molecular function: carbohydrate binding; isomerase activity. The transcript is spliced from 2 exons. The record is from RefSeq and is a predicted model, not a curated record. Bases 1 to 1005 code for a protein of 334 amino acids. Lineage: Eukaryota; Fungi; Ascomycota; Sordariomycetes; Ophiostomatales; Ophiostomataceae. Gene Ontology annotation, biological process: carbohydrate metabolic process.
AUGGAUCGCCGCAACCGGCCAACGGCCCUGGCCACGCCCACGGCCCUGCCACCGCAGCCGCGCGUCGACGUCGUGGGCGACCGGGUCAGCGCCGUGCUGCCGUCGGGUGAAUCGGUCGAGGUGUCGCUCUUUGGUGCCACCGUGCUCUCAUGGCGCGAUGCGCUCGGUGCCGACCGGCUCUGGCUCAGCGAAGCCGCCGUCCUCGACGGAUCCAAGGCUGUGCGCGGUGGCAUCCCCGUCGUCUUCCCCGUCUUCGGCGUCGCCCCGGCCGACACUGCCGCCGCCAAGCUGCCGCAACACGGCCUCGCUCGCACGUCCCGCUGGGACUUUCUGGGCAAGUCUACGUCCGAGGCCACGUCGGCUCGCCGCGUGACGGCGCCGCCACCUGGCCCUUCGUCUGCCGCCAAGAAGAUGCCUCUGUCCGCCGAAGGUGUCCAGCUCGACUUUGGCCUCUCGGCCGCCUCGGCUGAUCCGGCUCUGCGUACCCUCUGGCCCUACGACUUUGGCCUCAUGUACACGGUCACGCUCGAGCCCGACCGGCUGUCGACCAGCAUCGUGGUGACCAAUGAUGGUGACCGGCCGUUUGACUUUCAGGUCCUGCUGCACACGUAUCUGCGCGUUUCGGAUAUCUCCAAGGUCGAGGUCGCCGGCCUCACCGGCUCGCCCUAUCUCGACAAAGUCGGCGGUGUCCAGGCCAAGACCGAGGCUGCCGCCACUGUCGCCUUUGUCGGCGAGACCGAUCGUGUCUAUUCGCCUGCCGACGGCGCCUCCGCUCCGGUCGAGGUGCUCGAGGCCGGUGCUCCCCGCUUCUCCGUCGCCCGCGACAACCUCGCCGACGUCGUCGUUUGGAAUCCCUGGACCGACAAGGCCGGCGGGCUAGCCGACUUCGCCCCCAAGUCGGGCUACCAGAACAUGCUCUGCGUCGAGCCGGGUGCCGUGACGGGGUGGCAGACCCUAGAGCCAGGUGAAGCCUUUGAGGGCGCACAGUCGAUAACGGCACAUUGA